Messenger RNA from Emiliania huxleyi CCMP1516, 3376 nucleotides. RefSeq lists its product as hypothetical. NCBI's taxonomy places the organism in Eukaryota, Haptophyta, Isochrysidales, Noelaerhabdaceae. Gene Ontology annotation, biological process: protein sumoylation. The transcript has 32 exons. Gene Ontology annotation, cellular component: SUMO activating enzyme complex; cytoplasm. Gene Ontology annotation, molecular function: SUMO activating enzyme activity. The coding region runs from base 25 to 3078 and encodes 1017 amino acids. The record is from RefSeq and is a predicted model, not a curated record.
CGGCGCCGCAGAUCCACAAGACAAAUGGCGGACACCGUGCAGGACAUGGAGACGGACGGCGCCAAGAUCGACGAGGCGCUGUACAGCCGCCAGCUCUACGUGCUUGGGCACGAGGCGAUGCGCAAGAUGAUGGCAUCGAGCGUGUUGAUUGUCGGCCUGCGGGGCCUCGGCGUGGAGAUUGCGAAGAACGUCGUCCUCGGCGGCGUCAAGAGCGUGACGCUCUACGACCCUGCACCGGCCACUCUCGCCGACCUGUCUGCGCAGUUCUUCCUGCGCGAGGAGGACGUGGGCAAGCGGCGCGCCACGGCGACGGCGCCGCGGCUCGCCGAGCUCAACCAGUACGUCCCCGUCGCCGAGCUCGAGGGCGACCUCACCGCCGACGCCAUCGCCUCCUUCGGGAUCGUUGUUGUGACGGGCGCGCCGCUCGGCGAGGCGACGCGCAUCAACGAGGCGUGCCGCAAGUCCGGGGGCCGCUUCAUCCUGGCAGACACGUACGGCCUCUUCGGCGGCCUGUUCUGCGACUUCGGCGCCGCGUUUGAGGUCGUCGACGCGGACGGCGAGGAGCCGGUGAGUGGGAUGCUCACUUCGGUCUCGCAGGACGAGGAGGGCAUCGUGACGAUGCAUGACGAGACUCGGCACGGCCUCUCGGACGGAGACCACGUCUGCUUCACCGAGGUGCAGGGCAUGACCGAGCUCAACGGGUCCGGCUCCCGCCCGAUCAAGGUGCUCGGCCCCUUCUCCUUCUCCAUCGGGGACACGAGCGGCUACGGCGCGUACACGUCCGGGGGGUACAUGCACCAAGUCAAGCAGAAGCAGUCGGUCUCCUUCCUCCCCCUCCCGCAAGCUCUCGCUGCGCCCGACUUCCUCGUCUCGGACUUCGCGAAGUUCGAGCGGCCGAUGCAGCUGCACCUCGGCUUCCAGGCUCUCGACGCCUACCGCUCAGCCCACGGGCAGCUGCCCCCGCCCUCCGACGCCGCAGCCGCAGCCGAGGCGUCUGGGGCGCGGGGCGAGCUCGCGCCGAUGUGCGCCAUCUUUGGCGGCAUGGCUGCGCAGGAGGUGAUGAAGGCUGCCAGCGGCAAGUUCAUGCCGCUGAAGCAGUGGCUCUACUUCGACGCGGAGGAGUGCCUGCCUGCCGACGGCAAGGAGGCGCUUCCGCCCGCAGAGACGGCGCCGCGCGGCUCGCGCUCGCGGUACGACUCGCAGGCGGCGGCGCUCGGCUGGAGCACGCAAGAGAAGCUCGGCUCGCUGCGCUACUUGCUCGUCGGGGCGGGCGCGAUCGGGUGCGAGAUGCUCAAGAACUGGGCGAUGAUGGGCAUCGGCUGCGGCGAGGGCGGGCACGUCACGGGCGGGCACGUCACGGUCACCGACCCAGACACAAUCGAGAAGUCGAACCUGAACCGCCAGUUCCUCUUCCGCCCGUGGGACGUGACCAAGGCAAAGUCGGCGUGCGCCGCGGCGGCGAUCGGGGCGAUGAACCCGGCGGCCAAGGUGGAGGCGAGGCUGGAUCGGGUGGGCGCCGAGACAGAGGGCAUCUUCGACGACGCCUUCUGGGGCCGCCUCUCCGGCGUGUGCAACGCGCUGGACAACGUGCAGGCGCGGCUGUACGUCGACCAGCGCUGCAUCUACUACCAAAAGUCGCUCCUCGAGAGCGGCACGCUCGGCCCGAAGGGGAACGUGCAGGUCGUCGUCCCGAAGCUCACCGAGAGCUACGGCUCGUCGCGAGACCCGCCCGAGAAGAGCAUCCCGGUCUGCACGCUCAAGAACUUUCCGAACCAGAUCGAGCACACCAUCCAGUGGAGCCGCGACUGCUUCGAGGGCCUCUUCCGGCAGGGCGCCGAGGACGACGUCAACGCCUACCUCUCCCAGCCAGACUUCCUCUCCAACCUCGAGAGGCAGCCCGGCGUGCGCAAGACGACGCUCGAGGCCCUCGCCGCGAACCUCGUCGACAAGCCGAUCUCGCUCGAGCAGUGUGUGGUCUGGGCGCGUCUCCGCUUCGAGGAGCUCUUCCACAACCAAAUCGCGCAGCUCAUCUUCAACUUCCCGCUCGACAUGGCCACCUCGUCCGGUGCCCCCUUCUGGUCGGGCCCCAAGCGGCCGCCGACGCCGCUCCAGUUCUCGGCGGACGACCCGCUCCACCUCGGUUUCAUCAUCGCCGCCGCCAACCUGCGUGCCUUCAACUACGGCCUCAAGGGCUCGACCGACCCCGCCCUCUUCAAGAAGGCGGUCGAGGCGGCGAUGGUGCCCGAGUUUGUCCCGAAGCAAGGCGUCAAGAUCGCCACGGACCCGAAGGAGGCGGAGAAGGCGCCGGCCGCGCCGCCGCCCGACGAGGACGAGGCGAGCGACGCCAUCGUGGCGACGCUGCCUGCGCCGUCGUCGCUCGCGGGGUACCGGAUGACGCCGGUCGACUUUGAGAAGGACGACGACACCAACUUCCACAUCGACUUCAUCGCCGCCGCCUCCAACCUGCGCGCGCGCAACUACAAGAUCACCGAGGCGGACCACCACCGCACCAAGCAGAUCGCGGGCAAGAUCAUCCCCGCCAUCGCCACCACCACCUCGCUCGUCACCGGGCUCGACCUGCCUCGAGCUGCUCGAGAAGUGUCUCGGAAGCUCGUCUGCCUCGAGCUGCUCAAGCUCAUGCAGCCGGCCAAGCCGAUCGAGUCCUUCAAGAACGGCUUCGUCAACCUCGCCCUCCCCUUCGUCUCCUUCUCGGAGCCCAUCGCCGCGCCCAAGCGCAAGAUCGGCGCGAAGGGCGCCGAGUGGACGCUGUGGGACCGGUACGAGGUGGACGAGGGCAGAGAGCUCACCCUCAAGGAGUUCCUCGCCUACUUCCAGGAGCGGCACAAGCUCGAGGUGACGAUGAUCUCGAGCGGCGUCUCCAUCCUCUACUCCUUCUUCACCAACCAGAAGAAGCUCAAGGAGCGGAUGCCGAUGACGAUGAGUCAGUUGGUGCAGGAGAUCUCGAAGGCGGAGUUCAAGCCGACGCAAAACUCGCUCACGUUUGAGAUUUGCUGCAACGACGAGGACGACGAGGACGUGGAGGUGCCCUUCGUCCAGUACAAAUUCCGAGGCUGGUGAGCGGAGGAGAAGGGGGAGAGGGGAACUGUAUACGCUCCGCGUCGAUUUCGCACUGGGCGGUGGGCGGCGGUGGAGCGCUGGGCGCGAGCGGCCCGCACAAGCCACAGCAGGCACGGGCCCGCCCGCGCGCCGCGAUGACGCAAGCGACAAGCGCUCUCCCUCCGCUCUCUCGCCGAACGCCUCGAACACACAUUUUGUGUUCAUCUGCUACGUUUUUGUGUCUCCUGGACUACUUUGACCAACUCAUGCUUGGUCAGCCCCGACGCCCGAGCCUCAGAAUAAUAAUAAAGCGGCAACG